Molecule: messenger RNA, 510 nt
Organism: Rotaria sp. Silwood1
Lineage: Eukaryota; Metazoa; Rotifera; Eurotatoria; Philodinida; Philodinidae
Source: the annotation of a GenBank genome assembly
AUGGCAUCAUCAAUGUAUUUAUUCUCUGUUCUUAUGAUCUCAUUGAUUGCUCUUACUAUCAAUUUAACCCAUUGUUCACCAGCUAAUACGAAAAUAUCUGAUGCUAUUGAGCAUAAAAUAACUGCUGAAAAAAUUAAAUCAAACAAUAAUGAUCAGAAAGAUUCAUCAAAAGCAAAAUUAUCUGUUGAAAAGGCCUCUAUCAAUAAACGUGCAUACCCAACAGAAGGUAUCCUACUUGGUAAACGUGGAUAUCCAACAGAAGGUAUUUUACUUGGAAAACGUGGAUAUCCAACUGAAGGUAUUCUCCUUGGAAGACGAGGAUAUCCAACCGAAGGUAUUUUGUUAGGCAAACGUGGGUACCCAACUGAAGGUAUUCUACUUGGUAAACGUCACUAUCCAACAGAAGGCAUCUUACUUGGUAAACGUGGCUAUCCAACUGAAGGAAUUCUUUUAGGUAAACGAAAUACUCGUUUGUCUGAAUCAGAAUCAUCUGAAAUGGCUGAUCAUUAA